AUAGACAUGGAAGUUGGGGCAGAAGAGCAAGUUAUUUGACACGCUCUUUACCUGAGGUCGACCAGCGAACCAGGUCUAGAUCAGGCACCAAGUCACGAGAAACGUCACGAGCGUGUUGUCACGCAGGAGGCAAGCACGCGGCACUGCCAUUACACGGUCGUUCAGAACAAGUUGAGAACAAGUUCAGAAUCGCUCUCACUGUCAGCUCCUAUCUCUUCCUGGCAUACACAAGCUCCUGGUGGCAUUUCAAAGAACGACUGUCCGUAGCGGGUAGUUUGCAGUUGAAGGAAUCUCCCACAGUCAAGAAUCACAUCGACCGUUGUGAUUGCAAGUGGCAGGCUUUGACUUGGAGCGAGCUCAACCUUCAGAACGGUACCGAUCUUCUUGAAAAAUUUCCAGCUAUGUCUCCCUCGCCACUAUCAUUUCCACAGGAGGUGAUCGACAAAAUCGUUGAUGACCUCGAGCCUGAUGAGGACCUACCAAGUCUGUUGAAUUGCUCCCUCACUAGCAGGUCAUUUCUUGCAGCUAGUCGCAGAGUCCUCUUCAACCAGAUGACCCUUGGCACGGAUGGUGACGCCGAACGGGGGUCGAAAGAUUGUCGUGAUUCAAAAAAGGGUACCAGAGUUGGAUGGGUAUCACGCGAAGAAACACUCCCGUUGCUCCUGCCGCUCCUGGUGUCUCUUAAAUUCUUAGCCAUCAGAGCGUGGCUUGCAGACGAGCAUCGCCACAAGCUAGACUGGUCCAUCCUCCCCCCCAGACUCGCAGCUGCACUUUCUCAAACAUUCAUGCUUCCCAGCCUGGUCAAGAUCGAAUUUGUUGAGUUGGAGAACAUCCCGUACGAGGUCGUUACCUCAAGAUAUCUCAAAGGGUUGUCCUUCUGGGGCAUCCCCCAUGAACUCCUAGACUUCCGCCCGUUCCCGAAUCUUCGAGUAUUUUCUCUCGACAUAGCCUUCUAUGCCUGUGAAACCUUCCCUAACCUCAAUGUUCUACCAAUCCUGAUCACUCAAUUGCGAAAAAUUACCUCCGAUAGCAAUCUCGAGGAGUUCAGGUUGCUCGCGGAUUACAGUCCGCCUCCUAACGAUAUACAUGUUGUCGAUGAUGGCUGGCUCACCCGUUUUUGCCGCCUUCCAUUUUGGCAAGAGUUGGAUUUAAUCUUAACGCAUCCUCGCUUCUCGAAGUUAAGGAGGGUGGAUGUUUCAUUCAAAAGGACUGACGAAAUGGAGUCGACGUCGUCGGAGUUUGAGCUGCAGAUGUCUGAUGAACCUGACCCACAGGUGGAUGGUGAUUCUGACCUCCAAGCGGAUGCCGAACCUGAAUGUGACCUUGAACCGGGGCUUCACGAUUUACGAAUGCAGAUACCUGGGUUGGUUAACAAGAAAAUUGUCUUCUUUGAGUUUAUGGAGUACGUCGCCUAG
This is a messenger RNA of Laccaria bicolor S238N-H82, 1415 nucleotides long. RefSeq lists its product as uncharacterized. The annotation marks the transcript as partial. The transcript has 4 exons. The record is from RefSeq and is a predicted model, not a curated record. Lineage: Eukaryota; Fungi; Basidiomycota; Agaricomycetes; Agaricales; Hydnangiaceae.